GGGUGAGCAGGCACCCAUCCUUCCACCACCACCACCUUCUCAUCUCCGGCACUGUCUCUUCUUCAUCUGCCUCCUCCUCGCCCCACCCUCUCCUCUCUUCUCUCUGCCCCUUUAAAUCUGCCUGGUCCAGCCUCCCCUGUGAUGCUGAGAUGGAGCAAACAUUGAUUUGUGCUCAGAUGGAAUCAGAAUUUUGAUUUUUUUCCCUCUCCCAACCACAUAAGAAGAAAAAAAAUAAUAAAAACACCCCCUCUUGCUAGCCCCCUCCCUCUUGCCAGCCCGCUUCCAAGCUCCUCUUUCCUAGCUCCAUCGAAAUCGAAGGCAGAUUUUUUUCCCCCUGCACUAUUCUCAUCUCCUUCCAAGCGGUUCAACUGCCUCGCCCCCCACUCCAUCAGCCUGCUCCUCCAGCUGGAGGGAGACAGAGAGAGAGAGCGAGGCCUCUCUCCCGCGGCUCUCCCACCUCACGGCCUGGGGUGGAGCAGUCUCCGGAAGGGGAGGGGGCUUGGCUCGCCCCAGCGAGGUGGGAGUGGAGGUGUCCUGCCAUGGAUGUUGAGCCUGGGAGGCGGCCUGCGCCCCAGCCCACAUGCCACUCAGGAUGAGGGUCCGGCCUUGCCUGCCCGCGCUGGGCGCCCUCCGCCCGGCCCCGGUCUAGCUGCUCCCGCCCCCAGGCCUCACCCGUCUCCCAGGCCCCCAGCCGGCUUCUCCAGCCCCAGGAUGCGCUGAGCCACAGGGGUGGGACUGAGGCCGCGCCAACUACAUGCAUGUCCCCCGGGGGCAAGUUCGACUUUGACGACGGGGGCUGCUACGUGGGGGGCUGGGAGGCGGGGCGGGCACAUGGCUACGGCGUGUGCACGGGGCCCGGCGCCCAGGGCGAGUACAGCGGCUGCUGGGCGCACGGCUUCGAGUCGUUGGGCGUCUUCACCGGGCCCGGCGGACACAGCUACCAGGGCCACUGGCACCAGGGCAAGCGUGAAGGGCUGGGCGUGGAGCGCAAGAGCCGCUGGACGUACCGCGGCGAGUGGCUGGGCGGGCUGAAGGGACGCAGCGGCGUGUGGGAGAGCGUGUCCGGCCUGCGCUACGCCGGCCUCUGGAAGGACGGCUUUCAGGACGGUUACGGCACCGAGACCUACUCGGACGGAGGCACCUACCAGGGUCAGUGGCAGGCUGGGAAGCGCCACGGGUACGGGGUACGCCAGAGCGUGCCCUACCAUCAGGCGGCGCUGCUGCGUUCGCCCCGACGUACCUCCCUGGACUCGGGCCACAGCGACCCCCCGACGCCGCCCCCGCCCCUGCCCCUGCCGGGCGACGAGGGAGGCAGCCCCGCAACGGGCUCCCGAGGCGGCUUUGUGCUAGCCGGGCCCGGGGACGCCGACGGGGCGUCCUCCCGAAAGCGCACCCCGGCAGCCGGCGGAUUCUUCCGUCGCUCGCUGCUGCUCAGCGGGCUCCGGGCAGGCGGGCGCCGCAGCUCCCUGGGCAGCAAGCGAGGCUCCCUGCGCAGCGAGGUGAGCAGCGAAGUGGGCAGCACGGGACCCCCGGGCUCCGAGGCCAGUGGGCCGCCGGCGCCUGCGCCGCCAGCCCUCAUCGAGGGCUCUGCCACUGAAGUGUAUGCGGGCGAGUGGCGUGCUGACCGGCGAAGUGGCUAUGGUGUGAGCCAGCGCUCCAACGGGCUGCGCUACGAGGGCGAGUGGCUGGGCAACCGGCGGCACGGCUACGGGCGUACUACCCGCCCCGACGGCUCCCGCGAGGAGGGCAAGUACAAGCGCAACCGGCUGGUGCACGGAGGGCGCGUCCGCAGCCUCCUGCCUCUGGCCCUCCGACGGGGCAAAGUCAAGGAGAAGGUGGACAGGGCUGUCGAGGGUGCCCGUCGAGCCGUGAGUGCUGCCCGGCAGCGCCAGGAGAUCGCCGCUGCCAGGGCAGCAGACGCCCUCCUAAAAGCAGUGGCAGCAAGCAGCGUUGCUGAAAAGGCCACCGAGGCAGCGCGAAUGGCCAAGCUGAUAGCCCAGGACCUGCAACCCAUGCUGGAAGCCCCAGGCCGCAGACCCAGGCAGGACUCAGAAGGUUCUGACACGGAGCCCUUGGAUGAGGACAGCCCCGGGGUAUACGAAAAUGGACUGACCCCCUCCGAGGGCUCCCCUGAACUGCCCAGCAGUCCAGCCUCCUCCCGUCCACCCUGGCGACCCCCCACCUGCCGAAGCCCACUGCCUCCCGGAAGGGACUGGGGUCCCUUCUCUGGCCCCAAAGCUUGGCCCGAGGAAUGGGGGGGGCCUGGGGAGCAGGCAGAGGAACUCGCUGGCUAUGAGGCUGAGGACGAGGCCGGGCUGCAGGGGCCUGGGCCUAGAGACGGCUCCCCCCUACUCGGAGGCUGCAGUGACAGUUCGGGAAGUCUUCGGGAGGAGGAGGGGGAGGACGAAGAACCCCUGCCCCAGAUGAGAGUUCCAAGAGACUUGGAGCCUGAGCCUGUGAUCACGCCGGUCCUGAGGGGCCCACCCACUGCUGGGUGCCUGCCGGAAGAGCUCGAAGAGCCUGCUGCCACCGAGAGGCCUGCACAGCCGGGAGCUGCCAACCCCCUGGUGGUGGGCGCCGUGGCCCUCCUGGACCUCAGCUUGGCAUUCCUGUUCUCCCAGCUCCUCACCUGAGCCUACUUCCUGGCCUGGUUCUGGCUUCCGUUGCCUGCCUCCUCACCCCUGUGACCUGCCUUUCUUCUCUUUCCCUCCUCUUGGUUGAUUUUCCCCCCUCUCCUCCUGUCCUUCCUCCUCUUUCUUUCUCUUUGUCUCUUGCUUUCUUUUCUCAGAUUUUCUCAUUUACUUCUGGCUCUGUCUCUGUGUCCCUCGCUCCCUCCCCGUCCCAACAACCCCUCCUUUCUCUAGAUUGUUUACAUAUGAAGGGCUUUUCUCUCUCUCAGAGCUGCUCUCUUCUCUGAGACACACAACUCUAAGUCAGACCAUCGCCCCCACACCCUCCCCGCCUUUUCUUCAGACCCAAAUUUCACUGAGGGUGGGGGUUUGGUGUCCUAAGGAGUCUCCUGGAAGUUGAAUGUCGAGGAGGGAGACGAGAAGGGCUGAGGCUCCCUGGGAUUCCACCUCUCACCUCUAAGCCCUGAGCUCUAACUCGAUCCUCCCCUGGAGGAAACAGGGGGCUGAGCAUAUAACAGCUACCCGUGGCUCCUUCUGGCUCCCCUCCACAGCCAGCCCACCAGCCCCUCCUCCGGCCCCUACCAUGGCACGAAAGCAAUGCAGAAAGGAACAAAAUCCUCAAGUCCACCCAUCCUCAAACUCUGCCCUAUGACCUCUCCCACCCUUCUGUGUCCCCCUAAAAGCCUAUUUGGUUGGUCUGGACUCACUUGUGGCCUUUGAUUAAAUUCCUAAGGGGCCUGAAGAAGACAUUUAUAGCAUUAGAGGGUUAAAAGGGGCACACAAAGGAGCAAGGACCCCAUUCCCCAACAUCAGGCAAUGGUGGCAAGUUUGGGGAAGGGCACUCCUGGGAACUAGAAUCAGGCAGGAAAGCAGGUGCUUGCGGGUGAGCAGAAGCAGGGACAACUAAGCCGUCUCUGGCUGGAAUCUGUCUCCAUCCCCAUCACUCAGAGUCUUAUGAAGUGGGGAGACCAGGGGAUGACCUGAGAGAACCACCUCUCACACACCUUCCGUUGCAGGGCCCAGGCAGGAGCUAGGUCCCCGUGAGAGGUGGGGAGAGAAGCCCUGGAGAAGUUGUGGCUAAUCCCUGGUACGAACCUCCCCCCUUGGGAGAAGGAAGCCCUAGGAAGCAGGGUCUGAGGGUCCCCAGGGGUUCUUUCCUCCCUCCCCUGCAUGAGGCAGAGGCAAGCUGCCUGCCAAUCCCCCUCCCUCCAGGAAUGGCCUUGCCCGGGAAUGCCCACCACACACACACACACACACACACACACACACACCCUCUUCUUCUUUUCUAGUCAAACUGUUUACUCCUUGGCCUGACUCCCUCCUUCCUCCCCUCUCAACCUCUACUUCUGAUUUCUAUUUCAUGGAAUUUGGGAUUGAAGUUAUACAACAGUGCCGCCAACAACAAGUCUUGCAGG
This is a messenger RNA of Ochotona princeps (American pika), 4045 nucleotides long. RefSeq names its product junctophilin 4 (gene JPH4). Gene Ontology annotation, cellular component: junctional membrane complex; plasma membrane; endoplasmic reticulum membrane. The transcript is spliced from 6 exons. Gene Ontology annotation, biological process: regulation of synaptic plasticity. The coding region runs from base 759 to 2633 and encodes 624 amino acids. The record is from RefSeq and is a predicted model, not a curated record. NCBI's taxonomy places the organism in Eukaryota, Metazoa, Chordata, Mammalia, Lagomorpha, Ochotonidae.